Molecule: messenger RNA, 3744 nt
Organism: Girardinichthys multiradiatus
Lineage: Eukaryota; Metazoa; Chordata; Actinopteri; Cyprinodontiformes; Goodeidae
Gene: src
Product: v-src avian sarcoma (Schmidt-Ruppin A-2) viral oncogene homolog
Exons: 15
Coding region: 489-2141 (550 amino acids)
Biological process (GO): negative regulation of extrinsic apoptotic signaling pathway; protein phosphorylation; cell adhesion
Cellular component (GO): extrinsic component of cytoplasmic side of plasma membrane
Molecular function (GO): growth factor receptor binding; ATP binding; non-membrane spanning protein tyrosine kinase activity
Source: RefSeq, a predicted model, not a curated record
UGUUUUGAUCCAGGUUUGAUUCGGUGUUGGCUGCUGACGAGCACAGCCUCGCUCGGCUUUUUCCACGGAUCUCUGUGAGAUUCCCACGGAUCUGUCAUCUUCUGUAUUCCGUCUGUCUGAAUAAAAAAUGUCUCCUCAGCACCGGAGGGUUUCCCCAUUAUGACCUCAGCGGGCCGCCGCUCCUCUUCGCCGGGAUUCCUCCUCAGUGAGCCUGGCUUCAUUUUGGCACCGGCUGCCUCCCUGCUCCUCCACUAGAAACAAGAUUUUGUUUUUAUUUUGGGAUCUGAUUUGAUCAUUGAUGGUUUGACGCCAGACGUGGACCUCCAGAAGAGCGUAGAGACUAAAUCUCCAGCAGCCUGCUCUUCAGGAUGAGGCCUCAAACCAACUACCCAUCUCCUGCUUCAUCCUGCCAUCACUCAUAAACAAGACACCAAGAUACUGGAAAUCCUCCAUUCCACAAACUCUCCCCAACCCAGAAGGUCUUGGCUAUGGGGGGACACAAGAGUAAGCCCAAAGACGUUGGCCAGCGAACCCGCAGCCUCGACAGCAACGUCAGCUCUGGGGGAGGGACUGUUAGUCACCACCACAACUCUACUCAACAGUCAGCGACACCCAGCCGUAGCCCAACUGUGGACACAGGUCUCACUAAUAAUCAGUCAAUGACCAAUAAUGCCGAAUUCGCUCUGUUUGGAGGUGUGGACAAUAACAGCAUCUCUUCAAACAGAAUAACUCUAGCAGGUGUGACGGCAUUUGUGGCUUUGUACGACUACGAGUCUCGAACAGAGUCAGAUCUGUCUUUCAAGAAGGGGGAGUGUCUCCAGAUACUAAAUAACACGAGGAAGAUAAACUGCAGGGAAGGGGACUGGUGGCUGGCGCUCUCCCUGACCACCGGAAAGAGUGGUUAUAUCCCCAGCAAUUAUGUGGCUCCUUCUGACUCCAUUCAGGCAGAAGAUGAUCUCAAACUGACACUAGAUUCCAGAUGGUUCUUUGCCAAAAUCACACGCCGCGAUUCAGAAAGGAUGCUGCUAGCUUUAGACAACAGAAGAGGGACUUUUGUGGUGAGAGAGAGUGAGACCACCAAAGGUGCCUACUGUCUGUCAGUGUUGGACUAUGACAACACCAGAGGGCUCAACGUGAAACACUAUAAGAUCAGGAAGCUGGACAGCGGGGGCUUCUACAUCACAUCCCGCACACCGUUCGCCACCCUGCAGCACCUCGUCAAUCAUUACCGCAAGCAUGCCGACGGGCUGUGUCACACUCUGACAGACAUUUGUCCCAUACUGAAGCCUCAGACUCAGGGCUUAUCCAGGGAUGCCUGGGAGAUCCCAAGAGAAUCCCUGCAGCUGGAGCUGAAGCUGGGACAGGGCUGCUUCGGAGAGGUCUGGAUGGGAACGUGGAACGGUACGACGCGGGUGGCGAUCAAGACACUGAAGCCUGGCACCAUGUCCCCCGAGGCCUUCUUGCAGGAAGCUCAGGUCAUGAAGAAACUGAGACACGAGAAGCUGGUUCAGUUGUACGCCGUGGUUUCCGAGGAGCCCAUCUACAUAGUAACAGAAUUCAUGGGCCAAGGCAGCCUGCUGGAGUGUCUGAAAGGAGAGUUUGGUGCAUUGCUCCGCCUCCCUCAGUUGGUAGACUUUGCCUCACAGAUUGCUUCAGGGAUGGCCUAUGUGGAGAGGAUGAACUAUGUGCAUAGAGAUCUCCGUGCAGCUAACAUCCUUGUUGGAGAUAAUCUGGUUUGCAAAGUGGCUGACUUUGGUCUGGCUCGACUCAUUGAGGAUAACGAAUAUACGGCCAGGCAAGGAGCCAAGUUUCCCAUCAAGUGGACGGCUCCUGAGGCGGCGCUCUACGGCCGAUUCACCAUCAAAUCUGACGUCUGGUCAUUUGGUGUCCUGCUGACUGAACUGGCCACCAAAGGUCGUGUGCCCUAUCCAGGUAUGGUGAACAGGGAAGUGUUGGAUCAGGUGGAGCGUGGUUACAGGAUGCCAUGUCCAGCAGAAUGCCCUGGAUCUCUUCACGAGUUGAUGUUGAACUGCUGGAGGAAGGAGCCAGAGGAGAGGCCCACCUUUGAGUACCUGCAGGGCUUCCUGGAGGAUUACUUCACCUCCACAGAGCCUCAGUACCAGCCAGGGGAUAACCUGUAACUAGACUGUUUGGAUAUGCGAAAACGGACCAGAAGUAUCGACAUUCAACUGCAUGAACAGGGAUAUGUGGGAAUAGUAUGGCAGAGAUCAGCAUAAAUCUGGGAACAAUCAGUGACUUUUCCUUUGUUUUUUUCUCAAGUCUUUUUUUCAGACAUUUUCCACGGAUCUAAAAAAGUGUGAGGCAAAUCGCUUUUAUUGAUUUUUAUGGAACAUGAUCAGUGAGUCAAAUUUGGUCAGCGUUGUCCUGCUGAUAAAUUCUUUAGUCAGAGGUAUAUUUCUACCAUAUGUUCUUUUGGAUUCAAUUUGAAACACAUGCUCAGACUCGGUCUUCCUUUUCUUGAGCCAACACUUAUUUCUUAUACCAUUGUGGAUCUUGUUUAUUUGGAACUUGUUACUCCAAAAUCAACUGGAAUGUGCCAUGCUCGCUGUCAUGACCACCAUUAGGUACAACUCCUUUUUAAUUCAGUCAAAUAUUAACUGGUCAAAAAAGGUCAACUCAGGACGGGGACAUAAAACAAAUCUGCUGCAAGGAUCUUUGUGCCAACGGAAAUGUAUUUUGUACUCUUGUACGCUCUAUUUUUGGUACUUUUCUUAUAACAAAAAGAAACUACAUUGUUGUUCUGAAAGGGUGAUCCACUUCUCCUUCUGUGUACAGGUUUUAAUGUGCUGAUUUGUUUUCAGAGGGAAAUCGGACCAAACUUCUUUUAAGUCUCCUUUUUUCCUAAAAUGACGCGAUGUUUUUUCUUAGUGCUUGAGCACAAUCUUACACUGGAGAUCUUUUUGUCCUGAAGAGGAUAAACGAGCAACAGGAGCGUGUUCACUGUGGUAAUGCCUCUCUCUGGCCUGCAGGAGGCAGACCACGGUGCAUUCAUGUCAAUUCGCCCCGCAAGCAUGUACAGGCAAUAAAAAAUGGCAUUUUAAAACUUAAUUGUAAAUAUUUUUGAUGCUAAUAAUUUGUAUAUAUCAACUUUCCUUAUUUAUUCAUUUUAAAUUAACCCAUUUAUUUUAUUUUAUUUUGUUUUAGCACAUAUGGGCAAACUUAUUUUUGUUUAUGGUACUUUUAUGGGAUAAAUAACAUGAACUGGAUAUAAAGAAACAUUUUUCAUUACAGUUAUUGGGGUCAUAUUUCUGUGAAACUGACCUGAAUAUUUUCUAAAUUACUGAUUGAAGUGGAGAGUAGCGAUUGUGACCCAUUUAACAUCGAUACCACAGAUUUAAAGAAAAACUGAGGAUGUCAAACCUUGUUCUGUUUUUAGUGAGUGCAGCUGACUAUCCUCUGUGUUACCAGUUUGGCAUGCUCACUGAGCCUUAGUAGUUUUAUAUUGCUCCCAAUUUUUGCUCCCACUUAAUGUUUUUUGCAAAGCAAAAAAUGCUCGUUAAAAAAUGAUAAAGUUUGUAUUUACCCUUUCUUUGUUUUCUGUGGGGGUUUUCAGGUCUUCUUCCUACCUAUGCAGAUUUUUUUAACUGCAAGCUUCCUACAUAUACUGUACUCUUUUCUACCAUAUUCUGCUGGUAUUUUCACACAAAUAACCCUGUUAAAUUCUUCCCAAUACUGUUCAAAUUUUAAAAGUCAGUUUGAAUAAAAUUCAUACAUUGGCAGAAA